UUAAUUCUAUAUGAGCGCGAGCGGCGGGAGCCUGGGUCUUUUUGCCGCCAGCCGCGCGGUGCUUCUUCUCGCUCCUGAGUCACUGCGAGACCCGGCCUCGUGCAGAGUUGGAAAAAUCUAGAAAAAUGGCAGACAUUGACAACAAAGAACAGGCUGAACUUGACCAGCAAGAUAUGGAAGAUGUUGAAGAAGUAGAAGAAGAAGAAACUGGAGAGGAUGCUAACAGCAAGGCUCGUCAGCUGACUGUCCAAAUGAUGCAGAAUCCACAGAUUCUUGCAGCUCUUCAGGAAAGACUUGAUGGUCUGGUUGGAACACCUACGGGAUAUAUAGAAAGCUUGCCGAAAGUAGUAAAGAGACGUGUGAAUGCACUCAAAAAUCUUCAAGUGAAAUGUGCACAGAUAGAAGCAAAAUUCUAUGAAGAAGUUCAUGAAUUGGAAAGAAAAUAUGCUGCUCUUUAUCAGCCUUUGUUUGACAAGAGGAGUGAAAUCAUCAAUGCUGUUUAUGAACCUACUGAAGAAGAAUGUGAAUGGAAAACAGAUGUUGAAGAAGAGAUUUCAGAGGAAAUGAAAGAGAAGGCCAAGCUUGAAGAAGAGAAAAAAGAUGAAGAAAAGGAUGAUCCUAAAGGAAUUCCUGAAUUUUGGCUGACUGUAUUCAAGAACGUUGAUUUGCUCAGUGAUAUGGUUCAGGAACAUGAUGAACCUAUUCUGAAACACUUGAAAGAUAUUAAAGUGAAGUUUUCAGAGGCUGGGCAGCCAAUGACGUUCACAUUAGAAUUUCACUUUGAACCUAAUGAAUAUUUCACAAAUGAAGUGCUGACAAAAACAUAUAAAAUGAGAUCAGAACCUGAUGAUUCCGAUCCUUUCUCCUUCGAUGGACCUGAAAUUAUGGGCUGUACAGGGUGCCAAAUAGACUGGAAAAAGGGGAAGAAUGUUACUUUGAAAACCAUCAAAAAGAAACAGAAGCACAAGGGGCGUGGAACAGUUAGAACAGUGACAAAAACAGUUUCCAAUGACUCUUUCUUCAACUUUUUCAGUCCUCCUGAAGUUCCAGAAAGUGGAGACUUGGAUGAUGAUGCCGAAGCAAUUCUUGCAGCUGAUUUUGAAAUUGGUCAUUUUCUACGGGAGCGCAUAGUCCCACGAUCAGUAUUGUAUUUCACAGGAGAAGCCAUUGAAGAUGAUGAUGAUGAUUAUGAUGAAGAGGGUGAGGAGGCUGAUGAUGAGGAGGGGGAAGAAGAAGCGGAUGAAGAAAAUGAUCCGGAUUAUGACCCUAAAAAGGAUCAAAACCCAGCAGAAUGCAAGCAGCAGUGAAACAGUGUGUAUGUGGCCUUGAGGAUUAUCUGCACUGUAAUAGCCUAAACACAACUAUUAGUUACUUACAGCCUUAUGUUUUGUAUCUUGGUAGAAUUAAGUGAACAUUUUGUUAAAACAAACUGACAGAACCAGUUCAAAAUGUAGGUUCCUUGUACCUAGCAUUUUAAUAGUACUUUUCUGCCAAUAUGUAGAAUGCAGUAAAUCCCUAAAGCAUGAAUAGUUAAUUCAUUGCUAUAUAUAGUUUGGUUCUUGUGAAGUAUGUUGUCAUGUAGCUAUUAGACUGCAGCUGUGAAGAUUAUCAGAACUGUUGACGGAGACCAAUAUUUGUUUAGAGAAGAUCCUUUCCUGAAGAACCAACCAAAGUAUUUUUCAGCCCAGUAGUUUAAAUGGGUGUAAGUCUGCUUGCACUAGCUGUGCCUUCAUUACUUUGUUAUAGAAAUGGCAGUGACUCGUACUAAUUAGGAGAUGGAUGAAUUUUUUGAAUUUGAUUACAUCCAUAUAAUCUGUUAAUUUCCAUCAAGACCACACUGAACAUUCAUAACUGUCUGCUUGUUUAUGCUCUAGGUUUUUGUAUUUUGUGACAGUGAUCUACAAAAAAAAAACUAGAGACAUCAUAAUAAGGUUGUUUAUCACUGGGGUGUGAAUAAACCUAGUAUUUUCAGAAAUUAGUUGUGUCCCUGGGUGAAUAUAUUUUUCUUGUUACAACAACAACAGUAACAAAAACUUGUUAAAGGCUUAAGAGCUAUAGGAAGCAUUUGCUAAACAGUCGUCCAGUCCAUCAGGAAUACCUAGCCAAGCCAUGGACAUGCCUGAAGUGGUGUUGUCCUUGCACAAUUCAUGUUGAUGAUGAUAAACUCUACAUAAAUGAUUUCAGGGGGCUUUCCACAAGAUUUCUACUGUCUCUGCCUCCUCUUCUUCUUCUCUGCUUCUGGUUUUUAAGUUAAUUAUCAACCUCUUACAGCUUGAUUAAAACGAUGUUUGACAUUUAUAUAACCUUAGAGGAACACAGCUGCAUGCUGCUUAAGCAUCGAACAGUUUUUCUUUGAAGAUCUUUACUUGUCUUUUUCUACUAGAAUGAGGAUUCUGCUUCUGUGCAUAUUGAGCAGGCAGUAAGAGUUUAGCGUAACUCCUUAUAACGAGUUCCUGGUAGUCUUUACAUUAUAUUUACACAGCAGUGUGUGUAUAAAGUUUAAGGGUCAUUUCAGCCAAAUCCCCAAAAGUGCCUCAGCCAGCAAUAAAGUGACCAACACAGGCAAGAGCAGAACUUAUUUUUACAUUCCAAUUUUGGCAUGGCCAAUUUUGAACUUUUUAAGAACUGUUGAACUACAGAUGAUGGAUCAAGGGAAAAUGUAGUUGAUGUGCUUGCCCAGCCUUUAUUAGAACAUCUUUGCUGUUGACAAGCUCAGAUAUGUCCCAGUAAGCUCCAAGGUAUCUUAAAAAUCCAGCCAGAGAGGAAGAGGGGCAUUUACAUUUUCAAAAUUGGACAUUCUGAAAAAAAAAAAAGAUCUGGCCAAAGUUUCAAAAUGAAUCUAACCUGUAACAACUAGAGAUGUGUUGUGGAAAGUGACUUUGAACCCUCAGGGGAUUUUGAAGCCCUACUUUUACAGCAACUCUAGUGCCAUCUGAAAAAGUGGUUCUGAAAGUUAGGGUACUGUAUAGAGUGGCAUGUGAUGCACAGUGAAGAGCUGCCAUCUGAAGAGAAAAUCACAGAAGUCCUGGGGUUUGUACACAACUGUUUGGGUACAUGCAAUGGUGUAUUUAGGCCCUGGCUGUUUUUACACAGCCUCUAAAAUUGUCACGCAUACUUGACCAUUGAGACAGAUAUUUUAAUAGAGAAAGCAGUGAAGCAGCAGCAAACAUAAUUUUAGCUAUCUGGUAGCAAUCGUCUUGUUUCUCUCAGUAGUUAUGGUUUCAUAUGUGUCCUUAAAUGUAGUCCUUGUAAGCAUUCAGGAAUAUUUCAGAUUUUUGGAUGUUGCUGUGACCAACAGUUCUUUCCUUCCGGAAUUCUCCCUGCUUGUGGAGGAGCUACUCAGGGUUACUAUCUGAACUUUGUCCAGCAAGAGCAAAGUUUCCAGGAUGAGUGAAAUACAACAGCAAAAGUAGGUGCACAAACUGCUUCAGUUGAACCAGACAAACUAGUUGAAAAGGCCUUAAUGAGAGAAGAGGUGAGGGUGAGUUCAUGAAAUAAAGGCAAUAUUCUAGGUACUAGCUCAUUCUAGUUCACCAAUAAUUUCUCCCUAAGUUCAUUGUGCAAAAUGUCCUGCAUGCAGGAACGCAUUCCUUCAGAUUUUGCCUGAGGUCAGUCAAUACUGUAUUCCAACCAAUGUGAACAAUUUGCACAGUCCUUACAAUGUUCUUUUGCAGAAAGAGCCUGGGCAAGAUGCAGAUAAAGGUGAACAAAGCAGGAAGUCAAACCAUUAAAAAUUGAAGUUCAGUUCAGGUUCAUCAGCAUUUCUUGAUUACUAGUUUGGCAAUGUUAUUUGAACUCUCUUUGAAUCAGGCCAGUUCCAAUGCAUUUCAUAUGCUAGGUUCAUAUGAAUUACUAAGCUUUGAAAUGUGAUUAUUAUACAAUAAAUACCAUGAUAAAUAUU
This is a messenger RNA of Eublepharis macularius, 3901 nucleotides long. It is a transcript of the gene NAP1L1, whose product is annotated as nucleosome assembly protein 1 like 1. NCBI's taxonomy places the organism in Eukaryota, Metazoa, Chordata, Lepidosauria, Squamata, Eublepharidae. The record is from RefSeq and is a predicted model, not a curated record. The transcript has 15 exons. Gene Ontology annotation, cellular component: chromatin; nucleus. Gene Ontology annotation, molecular function: chromatin binding; histone binding. Bases 126 to 1307 code for a protein of 393 amino acids. Gene Ontology annotation, biological process: nucleosome assembly.